Morus notabilis is the source of this 1924-nucleotide messenger RNA. RefSeq names its product ALBINO3-like protein 2, chloroplastic. Gene Ontology annotation, biological process: protein insertion into mitochondrial inner membrane from matrix; mitochondrial respiratory chain complex IV assembly. NCBI's taxonomy places the organism in Eukaryota, Viridiplantae, Streptophyta, Magnoliopsida, Rosales, Moraceae. Gene Ontology annotation, molecular function: membrane insertase activity; protein binding. The transcript is spliced from 14 exons. Gene Ontology annotation, cellular component: mitochondrial inner membrane. Bases 10 to 1731 code for a protein of 573 amino acids. The record is from RefSeq and is a predicted model, not a curated record.
UGGCCGUCAAUGGCGACCCACAAGAUCCUCCGCCGUCUCCGUCCCUCAAUUCCCACAACCUACCUCUCCACUCUCUCUCAUUCUCGUCAAUACCACCUUCUCACAAACCCGAACCCUAAUUCUACCACUCUCCUUAAUCCUCUCCAUCCCUUUUCCCACCUCGACAGACUAACUCUCCCGUCAAGAACUGCGAAUUCACUCGCCGGAGCUCUCGGUCCGUUCUACUCUCGAUCGAUUUUCACUCGCGCCGACGACGAUUCAGAGUUUACAGAAGCCGGUGGAUUCGAUGUCGACUCGAUCACUAAGUUGACUGAGUUGGUUCCCGAGUCGAAGCUUGUCGAUGCCGGCUUAUCUAGUGCCGGCGAAGAAUCGAUCCUUCCGGUUCGUGCGCUCAUUUCCUUGCUUGAUGGCUUCCAUGAAUUCACUGGCUUGCCAUGGUGGCUAGUUAUUGUUUCCUCCACAGUAGCUCUCAGAGCUACUCUGUUCCCUCUGCUUAUCUUCCAACUUCACAAGUUAAAACGAAUUGGAGAAUUAUUUCAUAAAUUGCCUUCUCCAAUACCACUGCCUCUUUCAGGAAAGAGUUACAUUGAUCAAAUUCAACUCUUUCAGAAGGAAAGAAAAGCAGUUGGGUGUCCCUCAUUCUUAUGGUUCUUUCCGUACGUCUGUGUCCAGGUCCCAUGCUUUAUCUUGUGGAUGACAACUAUACGAAGCAUGUCGCUGGAUCAUCACCCUGGGUUUGAUAGUGGUGGCACUUUAUGGUUCCAGAAUUUGACUGAAUAUUCUCAUGGUGCUCCAGGCGUCAUAUUUCCUGUAGUAAUUGCUGCUUUGCACUAUACCAAUGCUCAGAUUGCUUUUCGGACAUCUUCCGUUAAAAAAGCAACUGGCCUACUUGACGUGUUAGUAAAAUACUACAAGCACUAUCUGGAUUUCUUGACGCUGCCUAUGUUUUUUACUUGUUACUACUUUUUACCCCAGGGAAGUCUUGUCUAUUGGGCCACAAAUGGUUCACUAACUUGUAUACAGCAAUUAUCCCUCAAACAUCCUGUUGUACGUGAAAAGUUGGGGCUGCCUGACAAGGAUAAUUCUAGCUCAGCUGCAGUUUCUGUAGGCACAAGUUCUCCUGCGAUAAUAGCCUCAAGUAAACCUGAAAAACAGCUAAAAAAAUCUGUUGAAGAACUCUCCCCUUUAGAACUGAUUUCCCUUUCAGUCCAACUACUAGGAAAAGGAGAUGCUGAAAGAGCAAGUCAUAUGAUAAAGUUAAUACUUGCCAAGGAUCCUGAGUCGGAACACGGUUUGAUUCUCAUGGGUCAAGCUCUAUUGCAGAAAGGACUGCUUGCGGAGGCCAUUAAAUACCUGGAGCGUGCCAUUUCUAAGCUCUUGGUUGAUGGGUUUCCUACAGAAGUGGAGACCCUUGGUCAUUUAAUUAUUGCAUCUCAAUGGGCGGGUGCUGCCUAUAGUCAGCAGGGAAAAAUUGAAGAAGGAUUGGUACACUUGGAGAGAGUAGGAAAAUUGAAAGAACCAGAUGAUCCAAAGGUCAAAGGCCAUUAUUUCGACACAUUGCUAUUGCUUUCAAGUGCUUUAUACAAUGUAGGUCGCAGGGAAGAAGCUUCAGAGUAUCUCCGGUUACUAGUUGCUCAUAAUCCUGCUUACAGUAAAUACUUGGAGCAAUGUGAAAAUGACGAUGAUUCUUUUGUCAGCGACCUUGCCAACAGUAGGCGGCGAGAUUAUUAAUGAUGCGCUAAACAACUCAAAAUUCUUCUUCUUCUUCUUGUUUUUUUUUUCCCCCUUCUUAAAUUCCAUUUUUACCAGGCAUAAUAAGCUUGAUAUUGUGUACCAGAAAACAAAACGAUAGAGAAAAAUGAAGGGUUGCUAUGUGCUUGUUUAAAUUAGCAACUCAAAACAAUAAAAUAUGAGAAAUUGGUUU